GGCCGCGGGCGGAGCAUGUGGGACCCGCGCGCGUUCGAGCGGCUGUGGCGGGCCCAGUUCCCCGGGGCGGAGGCGCCGGCGCUGCGGCUGGAGACGGCGCGGGACGUGGAGCGGGAGCUGGAGCGCUGCAGCCUCAACCUGGCGCGGCUGCAACAGGUGCUGGCCCAGGAGCGCUUCAAGGCCUCGCACCUGCGCGCGCUGCUGGCCGCGGAGGGGCCCGCGGCGGCCGGAGACCCCCGGGACCCUGAGGCCGCAGUCCCCCGCGCGGGAAGGAGCUGGGCCGCCGCCGUCCACCAGCAGCUGCUGCAGCCACCGCUGCGGUUCCGCGCCCGGGAGGACGAGGCGGGCGCCGGUGGCGACUCGGAGACGCUGGAUCCGAACGAGGAGUUCGCGCUCGGCCCCUGGCUGACUGCCCCUUGCCGGUUCCGGGUGCGGGGGGACGAGGCGGAGGAGAGGCCGGGGCGCGAGAGCAGCCCCCACCGCGGGACGCCCCCGACCCCACGGGCGCCGAGACCCCCGCGCGGGAGCCCCGACCUAGAGCAGCUGGAGGCCGAGGCGGAGGAGCCCCCCAGGCGCGGGGCCCGCGACCACCUGCCCCCGUGGAGACGCCGCAGGUUCCUGCGGGCGCCCGAGCGGGACUCGCCCGCCCACAGCUCGCCGGAGAGGGACAGCGACGGCAGCCACCACAGCUCCGACCGCGAGGACCGCUUCUCCGCAGACUUCAGCUACGCCGCGGACGACUACGACGCCGAGGGGCAUGAGGAGCAGAAGGGGCCCCCCGAGGGCUCGGAGGCCAUGCCCUACAUCGACGAGUCGCCCACCAUGUCCCCGCAGCUCAGCGCCCGCAGCCAGGCCGGCGGCGACCGCGUCUCCCCGACUCCGCCCGAGGGGCUGGCUCCUGGGGUGGAAGCAGGGAAGGGCCUGGAGAUGAGGAAGCUGGUUCUCUCGGGGUUCCUGGCCAGCGAAGAGAUCUACAUUAACCAGCUGGAAGCCCUGUUGCUGCCCAUGAAACCCCUGAAGGCCACGGCCACCACCUCCCAGCCCGUGCUCACCAUCCAGCAGAUCGAGACCAUCUUCUACAAGAUCCAGGACAUCUACGAGAUCCACAAGGAGUUCUACGACAGCCUGUGCCCCAAGGUGCAGCAGUGGGACAGCCAGGUCACCAUGGGCCACCUCUUCCAGAAGCUGGCCAGCCAGCUUGGUGUGUACAAAGCGUUUGUGGAUAACUACAAAGUCGCUCUGGAGACAGCUGAGAAGUGCAGCCAGUCCAACAACCAGUUCCAGAAGAUCUCAGAGGAGCUCAAGGUGAAAGGUCCCAAGGACUCGAAGGACAGCCACACCUCGGUCACCAUGGAAGCUCUGCUCUACAAGCCCAUUGACCGUGUCACCCGGAGCACCCUUGUCCUACACGAUCUGCUGAAGCACACGCCCGUGGACCACCCCGACUACCCGCUGCUGCAGGAUGCCCUUCGAAUCUCCCAGAACUUCCUGUCCAGCAUCAACGAGGACAUCGACCCCCGCCGGACUGCAGUCACCACCCCCAAGGGGGAGACGCGGCAGCUGGUGAAGGAUGGCUUCCUGGUGGAAGUGUCAGAGAGCUCCCGGAAGCUGCGGCACGUGUUCCUCUUCACGGAUGUCCUACUGUGUGCCAAGCUGAAGAAGACCUCUGCAGGGAAGCACCAGCAGUAUGACUGCAAGUGGUACAUUCCCCUGGCCGACCUGGUGUUUCCGUCCCCCGAGGAGUCUGAGGCCAGCCCCCAGGUGCAGCCCUUCCCAGACCAUGAGCUGGAGGACAUGAAGAUGAAGAUCUCCACCCUCAAGAGUGAAAUCCAGAAGGAGAAAGCCAACAAAGGCCAGAGCCGGGCCAUCGAGCGCCUAAAGAAGAAGAUGUUUGAGAACGAAUUCCUGCUGCUGCUCAACUCCCCCACAAUCCCCUUCAGGAUCCACAAUCGCAAUGGAAAGAGUUACCUGUUCCUGCUGUCAUCGGACUACGAGAGGUCGGAGUGGAGAGAAGCGAUUCAGAAACUGCAGAAGAAGGAUCUCCAGGCCUUUGUCCUGAGCUCAGUGGAACUCCAGGUGCUCACGGGAUCCUGUUUCAAGCUUAGGACUGUACACAACAUUCCUGUCACCAGCAAUAAAGACGACGACGAGUCUCCGGGACUCUACGGCUUCCUUCACGUCAUCGUCCACUCCGCCAAGGGAUUCAAGCAAUCAGCCAACCUGUACUGUACCCUGGAGGUGGAUUCCUUCGGCUAUUUUGUCAGCAAAGCCAAAACCAGGGUGUUCCGGGACACAGCAGAGCCCAAGUGGGAUGAGGAGUUUGAGAUCGAGCUGGAGGGGUCUCAGUCCCUGAGGAUCCUGUGCUAUGAGAAGUGCUAUGACAAGAGCAAGGUCAACAAGGACAACAACGAGAUCGUGGACAAGAUCAUGGGCAAGGGGCAGAUCCAGCUGGACCCACAAACUGUGGAGACCAAGAACUGGCACACGGACGUGAUUGAGAUGAACGGGAUCAAAGUGGAAUUCUCCAUGAAAUUCACCAGCCGGGAUAUGAGCCUGAAGAGGACCCCGUCCAAGAAGCAGACGGGUGUCUUUGGCGUGAAGAUCAGCGUGGUGACUAAGCGGGAGCGCUCCAAGGUCCCCUACAUCGUCCGGCAGUGUGUGGAGGAGGUGGAGAAGAGGGGCAUCGAGGAGGUUGGCAUUUACCGGAUAUCGGGUGUGGCCACGGACAUCCAGGCCCUGAAGGCCGUCUUUGAUGCCAAUAACAAGGAUAUCCUGCUCAUGCUCAGUGACAUGGACAUCAACGCCAUCGCCGGCACACUCAAGCUCUACUUCCGGGAACUGCCCGAGCCCCUCCUCACGGACCGACUGUACCCAGCCUUCAUGGAGGGCAUCGCCCUGUCCGACCCUGCUGCCAAGGAAAACUGCAUGAUGCACCUGCUGCGCUCCCUGCCCGACCCCAACCUCAUCACCUUCCUCUUCCUGCUGGAACACUUGAAAAGGGUUGCCGACAAGGAGCCCGUCAACAAAAUGUCGCUUCACAACCUGGCUACUGUGUUUGGACCCACGUUACUGAGGCCCUCGGAAGUGGAGAGCAAAGCACACCUCACCUCGGCGGCGGACAUCUGGUCCCACGAUGUCAUGGCACAGGUCCAGGUCCUCCUCUACUACCUGCAGCACCCCCCCAUCUCCUUCGCAGAACUCAAGCGGAACACACUGUACUUCUCCACUGACGUGUAGCCCAAGGCAGGGCGGCCGUGGGGCGGCUGAGCCAGCCCCUCCAGCCCGGGCCCAACUCAGACUUGAAGGACUGCAAUAGAAAACUCCCACACCCA
Sapajus apella (tufted capuchin) is the source of this 3332-nucleotide messenger RNA. RefSeq names its product ABR activator of RhoGEF and GTPase (gene ABR). Gene Ontology annotation, biological process: positive regulation of GTPase activity; intracellular signal transduction; protein phosphorylation. The record is from RefSeq and is a predicted model, not a curated record. The transcript has 23 exons. Gene Ontology annotation, molecular function: protein serine/threonine kinase activity; GTPase activator activity; guanyl-nucleotide exchange factor activity. The coding region runs from base 16 to 3237 and encodes 1073 amino acids. Gene Ontology annotation, cellular component: membrane. NCBI's taxonomy places the organism in Eukaryota, Metazoa, Chordata, Mammalia, Primates, Cebidae.